Etheostoma spectabile (orangethroat darter) is the source of this 1670-nucleotide messenger RNA. It is a transcript of the gene dhrs7b, whose product is annotated as dehydrogenase/reductase (SDR family) member 7B. The transcript has 7 exons. NCBI's taxonomy places the organism in Eukaryota, Metazoa, Chordata, Actinopteri, Perciformes, Percidae. Gene Ontology annotation, molecular function: oxidoreductase activity. The record is from RefSeq and is a predicted model, not a curated record. The coding region runs from base 88 to 1023 and encodes 311 amino acids. Gene Ontology annotation, cellular component: membrane.
UUUGAGGCUGCGCAGUAACGCUCAGCACUCACAGGAAAAGUGCUUUUCUUUGACUGGGUAACCCAUAACCCAUAACUAACUCAGCUCAUGGAGCGUGUCAUGGGAGGUGGAGUGCUGCCGCUUGUUCUAGCAGGUGCAGGGAUCUUGCUGCUUUAUCGGAUAAUUGUACGUCUCAGACCAGGAGCUGCUCUGCAGGAUGCUGUGGUGGUCAUCACAGGGGCCAGCUCUGGACUGGGGAAAGAGUGUGCUCAGGUCUUCCAUGCAGCAGGCGCACGGCUCGUGCUGUGUGGACGAGAUGCAGCCCGCCUGCAGCAGGUGGUCCAGGAGCUCACAGCAAGUUUACCAAGCUCAGGGCGGCAGACUUACACUCCCAGCACCGUUAUCUUCGAUCUGGCUGACACAGACUCAGUGGACAGAGCUGCAGAGGAGAUCCUGAAAUGUUACGGACAAGUGGAUGUCCUGAUCAAUAAUGCUGGAAUCAGUUACCGCGGCAACAUACUGGAUACACACAUUUCAGUUCAGCGGGAUGUUAUGGAAACAAAUUACUUUGGGCCUGUUGCGCUUACUCAAGCUCUCCUGCCCUCCAUGGUUCAUCGGCGCAGUGGCCACAUUGUUGUCAUCAGCAGUGUCCAGGGCAAGAUAGCCAUUCCUUACAGAUCAGCUUAUGCAGCCUCUAAGCACGCGACCCAGGCCUACUUUGACUGCUUGCGGGCCGAGGUUGAGCGCUACGGGAUUCCAGUGACUGUGAUCAGUCCAGGGUACAUCCGAACCAGCCUGUCGGUCAACGCUGUUACAUGUGACGGCUCUAAGUAUGGAGUUUUAGAUAAAACCACAGAAAUCGGUAAGGACCCCAGGGAUGUGGCUCAUGCAGUUCUGAAGGCUGUCCGUCAGAGGAGCAAAGAUGUUGUUUUGGCAGGACCUCUGCCCAAUCUGGCCAUUUACCUCCGCACACUGUGGCCUGUACUCUUCUUCAAAUUGAUGGCCUCUCGCGCUCGCAAGGAGCAGAAACCAAAAGACGAGUGAUGACGGCAGCAUGUGAGGACCACAAGGCUCACAGGGCAUGUCAGAGGCACAUGGGCUAAAACAUGAAAGUGACUACUCUAGAUGAAGGACAAGAGGUGGGAACAGAUGCAGCUCAAUAGUAACACAAAACAAACCAGAAACCCUUUUUGUUGUAACAGGAUCUAUGGUGAGUGUCUUUUAUGGUUUUGACUUGCACCUGUGGUGGACCAGUUAGCAAGGUGUGUUGUUCAGCUAUUUCAGACAUUGACAAGACUCAAAGCUGUGCGGAAUAGACGUGAGCAUGUGAUGCUGUUUUUCAGAUUGACUCUUGUGGAUUUGGUUGACAAAUAAAAUGCUUUAACUGUUAUCUAUUUACUGGAGCAUUAAUCUUUAAUUUGUAAUUCUGUCAGGUCUGGGAAAUAUUAUUGUCCCUUUAGGAGCACUACUACUAUCUCACAGUCUUCUGGUGUCCCACUCAUGAUAAUUACCCUUAAAAGCAUACAGUAUACAAGGUAAUGACUGAAAAAGAGAACAGAUUUAAUUUGUAAACAUAACUGACUUGCUGUUCACCUGAACAGUAGAAACAACUGUUUCUACCAAAAUGCAGGAUUUAAGUGUUCUGUAUGCUGUAUUUGCAGAGGCUCUACCCACACCUGUUGCAGAAAGAU